Molecule: messenger RNA, 861 nt
Organism: Prorocentrum cordatum
Lineage: Eukaryota; Dinophyceae; Prorocentrales; Prorocentraceae
Source: the annotation of a GenBank genome assembly
AUGGCGUUGUGCCCUGGCGACACCACUGAGUGGGACGACAUCCAGCGCAAGAUGGGCAACUUCGCCCCGCUGGAGAAGGAGGUGCCCCAACGCGAGGUGGAGAAGGCCUUGGUGGAGGCUGUGGAGCAGCUGGAACCUCUGGACCACUGCAACCUCCAGGAGCUCACCAGGCUGGAGGACGACGUCGAGGAGGACGUACUGGCACGCUACCGCCGCGAGCGCUUGAAGGAGCUCAAGGAGCGGCAGCUGGCCGCGAGGUUCGGCGAGGUGUUGCAGCUGCCCCGCUGCAAUUUCGUCAAAGAGGUCACGGAGGGCAGCGCCGGGGGCCAGUGGGUCGCGGCCUUCGCUGCUGGGGUGCGAUCGCAAAAUGGCUACCAGCUGAUGCGGCCGUGGGAGAUUGUCGCAAAGCGUUUUCCAGCAGUGAAGUUCAUGAAGGGAGUUGCGGACGAGGUGGUUCCAGAUUUUCCCGACGCAUCCACGCCUGCCGUGUUGUUGUACAAGGACACAGAGUGCCACAAGCAGAUCAUCGGCAUCGCGGAGCUUGCUAAGUCUCUCUCUCUGCCUCUCUCCUCUCGUUCUUUCUAUAUCUCUCUCUCCCUCUCUCUCUCUCUCUCUCUCUUUAUCUCUCUCUCUCUCUCUCUCUCUCUAUAUAUAUAUAUAUAUAUAUAUAUAUGUGUUGUUCUCUCGCUCUCUCUCUCUCUCUCUCUCUCUGUGUCCCCUUCUCUCUUUCUCUCUCUCUCUCUCUCUCUUUCUCUCUCCCUCUGUCUCUAUGUCUAUCGAUAUCUUUCUCUCUCUCUCUCUCGCCCUUUCUCGCUCUCUCUUUCUCUCUCGCUUUCUCUGUCCCCCUCUGGUCGGGCCUAA